ACAUCAGCUGACUUUUCCUCGUCCUCUUACCUUGUAUUUGAACAACUUGUGAAAUGCCACUAUUUAAUAGUUGGAUUGGUCGUUUACACGUAUCCUCGAUCCUUUCCAACUCACCCUGACCGGUCCGCAUUUGCUUAUUCUGUCUUCUGCCGGUCUCCUGUCCCCCCCGAAUAAACAAAAACAAUGCUUUUAACGGUUCCGGCGUACGAUUGACACGAGUUUCAUGGUAUUAUUAGAGGGAAGACAAAUGUUAAGAAUAGAGGCGAAAGCAUGAAAUAGAAAUGUCGAGGAAAAGGUGUAGAGAAGAAAGUGCACAGCCAAAAGUGGAACCAUCCACUAAUCAACUUAAAAUGUCAAGGUCAAACACCAAACCAGCACCAUUUAGUGAUGACGCUGAAGCCAUUUUAGAGAGAGAACAGUGUGAUUACACCCAGCGGUUCUCAUACAAAGCAGCAAAAUCUGGAAGGAGUACUAGGAGGAUAAGGGUAUAUGCAGAUGGUAUUUACGAUCUCUUUCACCAGGGACAUGCCAGGCAGUUGAUGCAGGCAAAGAAUAUUUUUCCAAAUGUUUAUCUCAUUGUGGGAGUUUGCAGUGAUGAAUUGACUCAUUCUAAAAAAGGUAGGACAGUUAUGACCGACAUUGAACGCUAUGAAGCUGUAAGGCAUUGUAGGUAUGUAGAUGAAGUUGUAAGGGAUGCUCCUUGGCAACUAGAUGAUAAUUUCCUGAACGAUCACAAGAUUGAUUUUGUUGCUCAUGAUGAAAUACCAUAUAUGGGGGACAGUGGAGAUGAUGUAUAUGCACUGCUGAAGGAACGGGGCAUGUUUGCCGCAACCGAAAGGACAGAGGGGGUCUCUACAUCAGAUCUUGUUGCUCGGAUUGUCCGGGAUUAUGACAUUUAUGUAAGACGAAAUCUUGCCAGGGGUUACAGUGCAAAGGAACUGAAUGUUUCAUUCCUAAGUGAAAAAAAGUUUCGACUGCAAAACAAAAUGGAAGAGUUAAAAGACAAGAGUAAACGAGUCAUGGAAAACAUUGGUGAAAAACGAUUCGACAUGAUCCAAAAGUGGGAAGAAAAAUCUAGAGACUUCAUCGAUGCUUUUCUCCUUCUCUUCGGAAGGGACGGCAGACUGUCGCACAUCUGGAGUGAAAGCAAAGGAAGACUGAUGCAGGCCUUCUCACCCCCUUCCAGCCCAAGAAGAGAAAGUAGUCCAUCAAGUAGUGAAGAUUUGAACAGGAGGAAGAGAAAAAAAACUGCUUCCAGCAACCAAUACAACGAUCACUCUUGUCGAGUUAGGUCCUCCACCUUGCAAAGCUGGUCGCUUCGAUGGCGAUGAUAGUGAUGAAGAGCAAACCUCUAACCUUUCACCGUAGCUCCAUAUGAAUAUUCAAGUUUCUAUGUAUCUGUUUUGUAGUAAAUUAUUGCAGCUAUUUAA
Molecule: messenger RNA, 1430 nt
Organism: Cimex lectularius (bed bug)
Lineage: Eukaryota; Metazoa; Arthropoda; Insecta; Hemiptera; Cimicidae
Product: choline-phosphate cytidylyltransferase A-like
Exons: 10
Coding region: 282-1331 (349 amino acids)
Biological process (GO): CDP-choline pathway
Molecular function (GO): phosphatidylcholine binding; choline-phosphate cytidylyltransferase activity
Source: RefSeq, a predicted model, not a curated record